Molecule: messenger RNA, 1127 nt
Organism: Marchantia polymorpha subsp. ruderalis
Lineage: Eukaryota; Viridiplantae; Streptophyta; Marchantiopsida; Marchantiales; Marchantiaceae
Source: the annotation of a GenBank genome assembly
GCAAUCGUACGAGACAAAUCUGCAUGAUACUGUGGAAAAGGAAAUAGUCUGAGACGUUGAUGGCUCCUCGGUCCAGCUAUGUUGGCUUUUCAGCUUCGAAACUGCCGAUGAGUAUGCUGCCACGCAUGUGGAAGGAUGAUUCCAGUUGCUGCUAUUCUGGUAUAACAGAUCAAUCUUCCAGCUCUCAAAGAUGACUCACUACGAAAAAUCACCGUCGUGGUUACUGGAUUUCAUAGACUUCGAGCUCGAGCUCUGUUCGAUGAAGUCAGAAAAAUAAUGACAGAGGAAUGUGUCAAUCCGUUUCGACGACUCCAAACUCAGCAUAUGCGGAAGUAAACAGUCGGUAAAAUCGGUAUUUUGUAUUUUGAAGCUAGGUUGACAUGAAGUCGAAGAAGCCGUCGAUGAGUACUUUGCAGAUGAAUGUGCUGGCAAUUGUGAUUCUCGCGUCGUGUUUCCUCUUGUCUGUCCUUCUGAAUUAUGUCUCGGCUCAAGGUAUUGAGCAGCACUAUUUGGAGCUGGGUCCUCUGGACGAAGCUGCGGAUGUCUCAGAGUGGGAUGCUAUUUUAGAAGCCUACGCCAAAGACUGGAACAGCGAUAAAGCAUCAGCCUCCAAGAAUGUCAUCUGCGACUCAGUCCACUGCGAGGGAGCGGUUUUCUGAGGGUGCCAAAUGCUUUUAUUCCUGUGCUGAAAGCGUGAAUAAACCAUGGAAGCAGCCUCUGCAUCAGGUGAUUGAAGAGCAACUUCAGGUGUAUAUUUGAGGUGAUAUAUGAGCAGAUCUGGUUUCCUUCAACAAGGGGGAUAUCUGUCAGUUUUAGAUUUCACUUCGAUAUCCCUGCUCAUGGUGACAGAAAUGCUCAUCACAGACGUAGAACUGAACUUCAUGAAUGACACAAACUGAUGAUAGCUUGGACUUAAGGAGUGCGGCAGACGAUGACAUGAUUGUAUUGCAAAAAAUCUGUAUGUCAAUGAGAUUAUCCCUAGAAUUCAAUGCAAGACGUAGUCGAGUCGAGUUGGACUAUUUCCAUUUUUAUAAGGCAGGAUGAUUUGUCUAGACAAAGCGUUGACACAAAUCAGAAUGUGACGCUCAGUGUACAUGCCGUUUCACAGUUAUGUUACUCAAAUUAGU